AUUUGGUUCGGUUAAUUUGACCCAACAAUGACAAGGACGAGAAGAAUGAAGUACAAUGUCGACAGUUCUGAAGAUACAGACGAUUCAAGCGCUGAAAAUACUGUUCUUUCGGUUUCUAAGAUUGACAUUGUAAAAUAGACAGAAAUCGAUCACUGUUUCUUAUCCUAGUUUACCACUUAUCAGCAAUGUAAAUCUAUGUUAUGAAUAUGAAAAUGAUAUAGUUAUCAAUAAUUCUCGAAGAUAAUCGUUAUAUCCUGAUGAGAAUAAGGAAUGGUAACUGUUGGCAACCAUUUAUGGACUAAUACAAUACACAUGUUCAGUAACCAGAUUAUAUUCCUUCUAUUAUAAGCUUUAUUUCAAUCUGUAGACUAUUAGUAUACGACUUACCGUUCUUGAGUUAUACCCAGUCUAUUAAUUAAAGUCUCCCACAUUCACAAACAUAUUUUGGCUUGAUCUUGUACAAAUGUUUCCUAUUUUAUGAUAUGAUGUGGUCUGUUUGAUUGGUAUAUAAACCCAGUAUGCUUGAAAUACAUAUCACAGUGGUUGUAAUUGGUGUUCUGGACUCAACAGGAAUAAUUUUCAAUAAAGACUGCUCGUAUGGUUUUAUGCAUCAUUGGUCCAAUCAAUAAAUUACUGUUCUCUUAUUGGUGGUAUCAUUACGUCAUAGCGACACCAGGCCAACAGUUAUAAGAACAGUAAUGCUCGUCUAUUUCAAUUAAUCUUCAAAAACCUCCCAUUUAAAUAAUAAUAAACUAUUCAAUAGGAUCUAAUAUGAUGAACGAAUCAAGAAUAUCUUCAAGAACUAGUCAACAAAAUAAGAAAUUAUGUCAUCAUUUCAAUGAAAUACGAAAAGAUUAUUCAAUACAUGAUCUAACAGAUGAUGAUGAUGGUGAUGAUCAUAACUAUUAUAGCCAUCAUACAAUAUCUUAUUUAGAUGAUGAAUCUACUUCGAAACCAAUUCAUACCAACUCUUUUAGAAAAUCUAAUUUCUCUCAUUUCUUAUUACACAAGGCAUUAAAUCUUUCAAAAAAACUUAAAUAUUAUAUCAUGCAUAGUAUUACAUUAUUUCAUGAAGAUUUAUAUGGUUUAUCAUGGUCAGAAGCACAUGAUCGAUUACAAUCCACUUAUGGAAUAUCUAUUGAAACCAAUGUAAAUAUAUCAUCCAAGAACGGUAGAACAUUACGUCAUUUUAGUACAUCUGUAUUACCAAAUGAUUGCACUACUAUUACUACUAAUACUACUACUACUAAUACUGAUGCUAAUACUACCCCUAUGAAUAGAAUGUCACGUAGAUAUUCAUUACAAAAACAUUCAAGACUUUAUCAAUUAGAUAAACCAUAUUAUAUACAAUGUAAAUUCAUUGAACCAAAUAUAACUCUAUAUGAUAAUACAAUAAGUACUACAAACAACCCGAUGUGUAUUAAUCAUGAUUUGAAAAAGAAUAAUUUGCCAAAAAUAUCUUUUAUUAAAAUAAAAAAUCAAUAUCCAAUCGAUACAAUCAAUAAACAAUUCAUCAUUAAUGAUGAUCCAUUAUUAAUGAAUCAUUGUUGUCAUAGUAACAAUAAUGAUUUGAAUCCAUCAAAAUUUAAAGAGAAUAAUAAACAUAGAAUUGAAUAUAAAGAUUUAAAACACAUAGAAACGACAAAUAAUGUUUUAAAUUAUCAUCAUCAUAGAGAUUAUCAACCAUUCAAAGAUAUUAAACAUCGGUUGAUGCAUUUAAAAGAAAGACGACGAAAAACUUCCAUGGAAUUAGAAGUACUAAGUAAUGAUAAUAAUAGGCGAACUCAUAAAUCCUUAUCUAAUUGAUUGAUAUUCUAUGUAAAACCAUCAUGAUGAUGACGAUGAUUUGCAUGAUUCGGAUGACGACGAUGAUGAUGGUCAAACUCAUCUGAAUAUAUUGUACAGUGAUC
Schistosoma margrebowiei is the source of this 1910-nucleotide messenger RNA. The record is from the annotation of a GenBank genome assembly. Lineage: Eukaryota; Metazoa; Platyhelminthes; Trematoda; Strigeidida; Schistosomatidae.